UUAUUUAUAUUUAUAAAUAACAAUAAAAGAACGUGAGUGUCUAAGUGACUAUUUUAAAUUUAUAAUUCAAAUUUAAAGCGCCUUUUUUUGUUGUUGUUACAACUUUAUUUUAAAAACGACGCUACUGAACCGGCGUUUUAAAACUUUUUAUAUAUAAAUAAAAUAUAUAUAUUGCCACUUAAAAACAUAUAUAUUUUAAAAAUAUACUGUGCUGUGUUUAAAUAUAUUAUCGUGAUUUAAUUAUUAUUAAGUGCACACGGGGUUAAAAUGGCGCUUGUACUCUUCGUCCUCCGCGCAUUUAUAUCGACCGUGACAAAUUAUUCACCGUCGGCGAAUGAAAACGAUUGGCGGAAUUUUUAAAUUAUUUAAUAAUUAUUAAUUAUUAAUAACAAUAACUAUUUUAAAAAAAUAUAUUUAUUUAAAAACCCCGGGUUUUUUAAAACUGAUAAAUAACAAACACAAGUUUCUAGUCCAAGUUUAUUCCCAGUGUUUUAGUUUAAAUUAUUUAAAUAAAUAAUAAUAAUAAAUAUUAUUUAGUGUCAGUGUUGUGUUCAAAGGAUUUCUGCUCUAAAUUUAAAAGACGCCUGAAGCAAAAGAGAUUCUCGAGGAGGGUGGAGUAUAAGGAAACAAAAAGCCGAAGGAACCGCCUGAAAAAGCGUUCAAGUAAUGCCACUACGGUAACUCUCUCAUAUCUGAGAAGGCAACAGCAUCAACAUCACCAGCAUCACCAGUAACAGCAGCAGCAGCAGCAAAGGUGUGUGUAGUAACAACUCUGUAAGAGAUGCGACGGAUCUCGCUUCGUCAUUAACGGCCGAGCCUAAAAACCAACCGAGACACACUCACACACACAACUUUUAAAAGUAAAGCGAGUAAAACUUGAACAUCUCACCCGCAGUCUUUGUCGUCUGCGUGCGUCGGCGGUAGAUGUUCCUACGUCCUGCGGUGAAGCCGUACAUACGGCUAGACGUGCGGAGUACAACAGGAAAAACAACGCAACUAUUGCUGUUGCUAUUAUUGUUAUUGUGUGGCAGUAGUAAUAGUAGUAGUUGUUGUUAUUAUUAUUAUUAUUGUUAUUUUGUGGUUAUUGUUACUGUUGAGUUAGUGAAAAAUAAAUAAGCAACCAGCAAAAGCAAUAUUGUUGUAUACGAGGCCUAAAGACAGACCACCGGUCUACUUGAGGCAAUGAGGAGGAGAGAGUGACGCCAAUUGAUCGCGAGAGUGGACGGCCAUUGAUAAGGAGGAAUGCUUGCCCCAUGCAACAUGGCGGCUCGUCUCAUUUGCGGCACCUGUCUUGUCGCCUUCUUCAUUCUUCUCUGCCUCGGAAUUACCACCGCAGAACAAGUUGUCCUGUUGGAUACCACGACUGAAGAGAUACUAGACUGGACAAAAUUUCCUUACGGACCGCAAGCAACGACCCCCGGUUGGGUGGAGGAAUCCUUUACCAACUUCGACAAGGGUAUAAACUGGCGAAGUUAUGUUGUUUGCGAUGUCGCUUACAACAACGUCAACAACUGGCUGUGGACACCCUUCAUAGAACGUGGUCCGGCCAAUCGUAUGUACAUUGAGAUCAAGUUUACCACAAGAGACUGUUCCUUGUUCCCGGGUAAUGCACUUAGUUGCAAGGAAACAUUCUCCUUACUUUACUAUGAGUUUGAUGCGGCUACCAAAGAACCACCACCAUGGGAACCCGAAAGUUACAAACUGAUAGGUCGAAUUGCCGCGGGCGAGGGCAGAUUCAACACAAACACCGAAGUUAUUAUAAACACCGAAGUUAAAUCAAUACCAGUAACCAAGAAAGGAGUUUACUUUGCAUUUCGUGAUCAAGGCGCUUGCAUAUCAAUUCUCGCGAUAAAAGUAUACUAUAUAAGUUGUCCAGAGGUAUCUGUUAACUUUGCCCACUUUCCGGCAACACCAACUGGCCGUGAAGUUGCUCUUAUCGAACAAACUAUUGGCACGUGCGUUGCUAAUGCCGUCGAAAUAGAACAACCAACUUUCCUAUGCAAGGGAGACGGAAAGUGGUACUUGCCAUCUGGAGGAUGCCACUGCAAGCCCGGUUAUCAAGCUGAUGUUGAGAAGCAACAGUGCACUGAGUGUCCUAUUGGCAAGUUCAAGCACGAGGCUGGAUCUCAUACGUGUGAGAAGUGUCCUGCACAUAGCACAGCUCCAGACUAUGGAUUCGUCGAGUGCCGUUGUGACGUUGGCUAUUUCAGGGCGCCCAGGGAUCCCAGAAAAAUGCCAUGCACUCAACCGCCGUCAGCGCCGCAGAAUCUAACAGUUAAUUUUGUGGAUCAGUCUACUGUAAUUUUAUCGUGGAAUGCACCUUAUCAACAAGGAGGAAGACUUGAUACCACUUACAGGGUUGUUUGUGAUGCCUGUAGCACCGGUGUCAAGUAUAUUCCCAAUACCGAAAUUUUCAACGACACGAAGAUCACCAUCACCGGAUUAAAUGCAGUUACGACUUAUCGUUUUCAAGUGUUUGCCGAGAACGGUGUAUCACCAAUGGCAGGUCGUUCUGAGUAUGUAGAUAUAACCGUGACAACCGAAGCAAGUGUACCGAGUCUCGUCAGCAAUGUUAGGAUUACUAACGUCAAGAGUUCCGAGCUCAGCAUCAGUUGGGAUGCUCCCAUUACUGAAUUAGGCGAGAGCGAUAUCGUCGAACGUUACGAAGUUAAAGUUUAUCCGCGUUUUGACGACGCGAUAAACGCAACGAUCGUCCAAACUCACGAUUUGUCAGCAACCUUCAAAGGUUUACGUCCGGCAACGGAUUAUGCGAUCCAGGUGCGAGCUAAAACAACACGUGGAUGGGGUGAAUAUACACCGGUGAUCUACAAAAAGACGAACCAUGCAAUGGGACUAGACUACGUCGGGGACGAGGACAACAUGCAGGUGCGCAUAAUCGCUGGUGCGAUCGUCGCAGUGGUGGUCUUACUUGUGAUAAUAAUUAUCAUGACUGUCCUGUUUCUCAGAAGCAGAGCCUCCGAUGAAUGCAACAAGAAACAACCCAGUGAUUGCGACACUUUGGAAUACAGAAACGGCGAAGGACUAGUUGUGACCUACAUGCACUGCAAAAUGGACAGUUCACCGAUUGUGACAACUCAUACCAAUAACAAGAGCAAGUCCUCGCUGACUACGCCACUAUUCACGCCUGCAGUGGGUGUUACCGCGGGACCUGGUAAUGCUAGUGGUACUAGUGCACGAAGCUACGUCGAUCCACAUACAUACGAAGAUCCUAAUCAAGCGGUACGGGAAUUUGCACGUGAAAUAGAUGCCGGUUAUAUAACGAUCGAAGCAAUAAUUGGCGGCGGAGAAUUUGGUGAUGUAUGUCGCGGAAAAUUAAAAUUACCACCCGAUGGACGGGCGGAGAUUGAUGUGGCGAUAAAAACUUUGAAACCCGGCUCGGCGGACAAAGCCCGUAAUGAUUUCCUAACGGAAGCUUCAAUAAUGGGGCAAUUUGAGCACCCAAAUGUGAUAUUCUUGCAAGGUGUAGUGACUAAAAGUAACCCAGUGAUGAUUAUCACUGAAUUUAUGGAAAAUGGUAGUCUAGACACUUUCCUACGUGCCAAUGACGGCAAGUUCCAAGUUCUACAGCUGGUCGGUAUGCUACGUGGUAUAUCAAGCGGUAUGCAGUAUCUAGCGGAAAUGAAUUACGUUCACCGUGAUUUGGCAGCACGUAAUGUACUUGUAAAUGCCGCAUUGGUUUGUAAAAUUGCCGACUUCGGUCUCAGUCGUGAGAUCGAAAGCGCCACUGAGGGAGCCUACACAACACGGGGAGGAAAAAUACCAGUACGAUGGACAGCACCAGAAGCGAUAGCAUUCAGAAAAUUCACAAGUGCAUCGGAUGUCUGGAGUAUGGGUAUCGUGUGUUGGGAAGUUAUGUCGUAUGGAGAGCGACCGUACUGGAACUGGUCCAAUCAAGAUGUAAUAAAAUCCAUCGAGAAAGGAUACAGAUUACCAGCACCUAUGGAUUGUCCUGAGGCUAUUUAUCAGCUGAUGCUUGACUGCUGGCAAAAGGAACGUACACACCGGCCUACCUUUGCCAAUUUAACGCAGACGCUCGAUAAACUCAUCAGGAGUCCGGAUACGCUACGGAAAAUCGCUCAAAACAGGGGAACAAAUCCACUGGCCCCAGAUGCUAUUGAUCUGACCCAAUUGACCUCAGUCGCUGAAUGGUUGGCUUCAAUCAAGAUGUCACGUUACGCGGACAGUUUUGAACGAGCCGGCGUGACAACACUAGAAGCUGCCGCCCGUGUCACAGUCCAAGAAUUAACGGCACUGGGGAUAACCCUCGUCGGUCAUCAAAAGAAAAUAAUGAACAGCGUCACUGCACUGAGAGCCCAAAUGUCUGCUACGUCACAAGGUUUUCUUGUCUAAUUACAACCGGUCUAAUUACCCUAAUUAAAUUAGCUCCAAUGCCGACGAUCAUCAUGAUCGUGGUCUUAAAGAAAAAGAAAAAACUAAAUCUUGUUUAUUUUAUUUUUUAAUAUUUAAUCUCACAUUCCAACUUGGCUGAGCCGAGUCCCGGAACCAGAAAAGUAUUGAGAUAAAAUACCACCCGACUUUCCCUCUUUUUUUUAAAACAAACAAAGCAAUCACUGCCUCAUUUUAAAUGGUCUUUAAAUAUCUAAAGGGCUUUUUGGCUACUUGGUUCUACAAUUUUAUAUAAAAUAUAUAAUAUAUAUAUUUAUUUAUAUUACUUAAGAUUUUUUAAAUUAAAUGUGUAUUUCACUACUUUAAUGUCUAAUGGGCCUAGUUUAUUUUCGGACACUUGCUCAAUAAAUUAUUUUUAAAAAAACGCUGACGACUCAUUAAAAUUAUUUUUAAUUACUGGAUUAUUAAUGAGAGGUGGAAGAGAAAACCAUGAGCCUUAAAGUCUUGCAGUUUGUUUAUUUUUAUUCGGCGACCUAAAUAAAAUACUCUAUUACAAAUAUAAAUAAUUGAACAAACAAACAAAUAUAUAUAUAUAUGAAUAUAAAUAUAUAUGACUCUUAAUUAACUGUAAAAGCUUAAUUGAAAGAAUGCUUUCAUGUGGAAGUACGUGCGAAUGUUAAUCUGUGAUCCAGUGAUAAGUGUGUGAGAUAAAUAUAAAUAAUUAAAUUUUAAAAUAUAUAGUUAUAAAUAAAAAAUUUUUAAAAAAUUGCUUUCCAUUUAUUGCAAGUAAAUGCAAGUCUUUUAUUCCGUGCCAACGUCUAAUCUAAGGUUCGAAAUAAUUUUUUAUUUUUAGAAUUUAUCAUUGACGGUAUUAUGGAUUUUUAUUUUAUAAACUGCUCUUUUAAAAAAAUCUAUGGGGAUUUUAUGGGAAUCAAAAAAAAUCCAUAUGAGAAACUGCGGAAAAUAUAUAAGAAAGGAUAAAUUUCGGGAUUCCCUAUGGGGAUUUUAUAUUUAAAACUGUGGAUAUCUGAAUUCCCAUAGAAAAAAUAUAUAUGGGAAUCUGGGGAUCUAGAUUUCUAUGUAAAAAUUUUAUAUACAUGAGAAAUCAUAUGAAUCUAAACUGGGUUCCCAUAUAGAUUUUUUCAUGGUUUAGAUUCCUAUGGGAAAUCAUCGUAAUAAUUCCCAUAAAAAUCCAUACUAGAUUUUUAUAUGGAUUUGAUACUGGAUUUCUAUAAAAAAAAACCCCAUAAAAAUCUAUGCUGGAUUCCCAUGUGGAUUUUAUGAUUUAGAUUCCCAUAGGAAAUGAAACAAAAUUCCCAUUUAAAUUUUUUAUGGUGUAGAUUCCCAUGGAAAUCCACGUAAAAAUUUAUAUAGAAAUUUAUACUGGAUUUCUAUAGGAAACCAUAUGGAAUUUAUGGGAAUUUAAAGUGAAUUCCCCCAUAGAUUUUUUCAUGGUUUAGAUUCCUACGGGAAAUCAUCGUAAUAGUUCACAUAAGAAUCCAUACUAGAUUUCUAUAUGGGUUUGGUGGAUUCCUAUUAAAAACCCCAUAAAAAUCUAUGCUGGAUUCCCAUGUAGAUUUUAUGAUUUGGACUCCCAUAGGAAAUUAAACAAAAUUCCCAUUUAAAUUUUUUAUGGUGUAAUUCCCAUGGAAAUCCACGUAAAAAUUUAUACUGGAUUUCUAUAGGAAACCAUAUGGAAUUUAAAGUAAAUUUCCCCAUAGAUUUUUUUAAUAGGGUGAUAUAUUAAUAUUUAUUUUUGAAUAAAAAUCUUUGACGACUGCCAAUCAAAUAUUCAAAUAUUCAGUCAGAGAUUCAAUUAUUUAAAAAUUUUCUAAAAAAAAAUUAAAUAAUUUUUUAUUUUUAUUAAUAAAUAUAAAAGCGUAGGGUGUUCUAAAAGAACAUAUCAUAUAUUUAAAUUAUAUUUCGAAUUAUAAAUUUACUAAAUAUUUAUUAUUAUUUAUUUUUUUUCGCGAGUGGUUUCCUCUUCGCCAUUCAAAAAAUCUUAUCUUUUUUUAUUUAUGUUUUUUUUAAAUUGAGCAUAAAAAUUAAUAAACUUAAAAAAAAAAAAAUGUGAAGGAAUAAAGUAAUAAUUGAAUAAAAAGCAAUAAGUGAAAUACACACGCAAGACAGAUUUUUUAUAUAGAAAAUGUUAUAAAAAAUUAUAGGAAAAUAAUUAGCGCAAUCUUCCUAAAUGUUCGUAAUUAAAUAAAAAGUUUUAAAUAAAUAAAAUGAUACAAUCGUAGAGUUAAAUAAAUAACGAGCAUGAUCUCGAUCGUAAAUUUAUUUCUAAGUCCAAUGAAAAUAAAAAAAUCGUUUUUUUUUUUUAAAUAUAUUUGUGUCUAGUAAAAGAAUUUAAGAAGCCUGAGAUUUAAAAUUCAUUCAAAGAUGUAUAUAAUUAAAAAUAUAAUUGGAGGUUUUAUUAAUUAAUUAAUUAAAAUAAUAAAACUUUCAAUGAUUCGUGAAAUUAUUAUUUUAUGUAAUGCUUUCAACGUUUGACGUUUGAGCAAUUUUUAAAAAUAAUUAUUAUAAUAAAUAAUUAAAAAGUAAAAAAAAAAGUUUUAUAAAUUAUAAAUUAAUAUAAAUGGCAAAUAUGCUUAGUCAAAAAUAAUUUAAAAAGAUUAAAAUUAUAAUGAAAUUAAAUGGAAAUGAAAAUGAUAAUGAUAAUUUCCUAGAAAAAAUCUAUAUAGGAAUACAGCCUAGAUUCCUAUGUGGGUUCCCACAGGGCAUUUUUCGAUGAAUUCCCAUAUGAUUUCCUAUAGGAAUAUUAAUUUGUUCUGUUAUUCAUAUAUAUGUAUCGAUAGACGAUAGACAUGAGAAUCCAGAUAUUCCAAAGUCUCUCCCAUAUGAAUUUCCCCAAAAAAAUCCAUAUGUCCAAAUUCCUAUGUCAAGUUCCUAUAUGGGAAUUCAGGUAUCCAUAAAUUCCCAUAUGGAUUCCCUACAUGAGAAUCCAGGUAUCCAGUUUCCUAUGGGGAGUUCCUGUGGGAAUUCAGGUAUCCAGUUUCCUAUGUGGAUUUCCUGUGGAAAUUCAGGUAUCCAUGAAUUCCCAUAUAAGAAAUCUACGUGGGAAUUCAGGUAUCUAGUUUCCUAAGUGGAUUUCAUUUGGAACUUCAGGUAUCCAUGAAUUCUCAUGUAGAUUUCCUGUGGAAAUUCAGGUAUUCAUACAUUCCCAUAUUGAUUUCCUACAUGGAAAUUCAGGUAUCCAGUUUCCUAUCUGGAUUUCCUAUGGAAAUUCAGGUAUCCAUAAAUUUCCAUAUAGUUUCCUAUGUGAAUUUCCUACAUGGAAAUUCAGGUAUACAUUAAUUUCCAUAUAGUUUCCUAUGUGAAUUUCCUAUAUGGGAAUUCAGGUAUCCAUGAAUUCUCAUAUAGGAAAUCUACGUGGGAAUUCAAGUAUCUAGUUUCCUAUGUGGAUUUCCUGUGGAAAUUUAGGUAUCCAUAAAUUUCCAUAUUGAUUUCCUACAUGGAAAUUCAGGUAUCCAUAAAUUUCCAUAUUGAUUCCCUACAUGGGAAUUCAGGUAUCUAUAAAUUUCCAUAUAGAUUUCUUACAUGGGAAUUGAGAUAUCCAGUUUCCUAUGUGAAUUUCCUAUAUGAAAAUUCAGGUAUCCAUAAAUUCCCAUGUAGAUUUCCUAUCUGGGAAUUCAGGUAUCGACAGUUAUGUGGAUUUCCAUGUGGAAAUCCAGAUACCCAUGGAUUCCUAUAUAAACCCACACUCCAAUAUUAAUUCCUAUGGAUUCCCAUGUAAUCCCACAUGAAUUUUUUUUAAAGGGACGCGUAUAUGAAUAAAAGAACAGAUCAACAUUCCUAUAGGAAACCAUAUGGGAAUUCAUCCAAAAACCUCCUGGGGAACUCACAUAGAAAUCUAGGCCGUAUUCCCAUAUGGAUUUUUACAGGAAUUCUAUUAUGAAAUAAAAAAAAAGAAAUCAAAAAUAAAAAAGUUCGGAAGGCUUUGAAUGAAUAAAAAAAAGCGAAUGAUUUAUUGAAUGCCUCGCACGUUACUUAAUUAUUCCUAAAUGCCUCAAUAAUUAUUUAUUUAAACAAAACAAAGAUUUAAAAUUUUUUUAAUAAAAAUAUAUUUUUAUUUAUUUGAUAUAGAUCUGAUUUAAAAUUUUAAAUAUUAAUAAUAACUAUAGUUUUUUUUUAUAUUUUAAGUUUAAGAUUUUUAUAAUUAAUAUUUAAAUAAAAAGUUUAAAUGAGAGAGGCAAACAUUUCAGACUUGUGUAUUAAAAAAAAAAUGGUAAAUUAAGUUUACGGUCUAAUUGAUUAAUUAAUUUAUUAAUUAAUUAAUUGUUUUAUUUUUUCGCCGAUUUUUUAUAACGAAUUAUUACAGCGAACUUUGCCAAAGUACCUGCUUCGUAAAUGAAUCAUUUUGAAUUGAUAAUGCAUGAUGAUAAUGAUAAUGAUAUUGAUGAUGAUGAUGAUGAUGGUGAGGGUGAUAAUGAUAAUGAUUAUUAUGAUUGAUAAAAGAUAACUGAUAACUGAAUAAACGAGAUAUGAAACGAACAAACAGGUACCGUCCCGUAAAUAAUUACAGCUCAUGAAAUAAAGUCUUUUUUUUUUCACAUUUAAAUGCCACUCUUUAUUGUACCAUAAUAAUUAAAUUUAAAAUGCCAGAAAUUAUAAAAUAAAUAAAUAAAUUAUAAGACAAACGAACAAAAUAAAGUAAUAAAUAAAUAAAUAAAUAAUUAAAACAAAACAAAUAGUCUUAAGACGAGUGAGGGAGUUAUAAAAAAAUAAAAAAACGCAAGCAAUUCUGAAAUGUGUUUGAAAGAUAAUUUUUUCCUAUGGUGUUGUCAGAACGAAUGUACAUAAGAUAUAAUAAAUAACAUACCUUAUACGAUGUAAA
Molecule: messenger RNA, 9208 nt
Organism: Microplitis mediator
Lineage: Eukaryota; Metazoa; Arthropoda; Insecta; Hymenoptera; Braconidae
Gene: Eph
Product: ephrin type-A receptor 4-A
Exons: 16
Coding region: 1243-4371 (1042 amino acids)
Biological process (GO): protein phosphorylation; cell surface receptor protein tyrosine kinase signaling pathway; axon guidance
Cellular component (GO): plasma membrane; neuron projection
Molecular function (GO): protein binding; ATP binding; transmembrane-ephrin receptor activity
Source: RefSeq, a predicted model, not a curated record